Theileria annulata is the source of this 1149-nucleotide messenger RNA. RefSeq lists its product as uncharacterized. Gene Ontology annotation, cellular component: nucleolus. Gene Ontology annotation, biological process: rRNA processing; ribosomal large subunit assembly. The record is from RefSeq and is a predicted model, not a curated record. Gene Ontology annotation, molecular function: 5S rRNA binding. Bases 1 to 1149 code for a protein of 382 amino acids. Lineage: Eukaryota; Apicomplexa; Aconoidasida; Piroplasmida; Theileriidae. The transcript is spliced from 3 exons.
AUGACAAAGAGAGUUAAGAGGAAUAAGAAGAGUAUAAGCUCUAAAAUAGAUGAAGAAUAUCUAGAAUCAUACAUCAAUUCAAAAAAAACAGAUAAAUCAAGCUCAGUCAGAUUCAAUAUCGAUGCAUUGGGUAAAUUGUCCAUAAGAAAUACUAAAAUAAAUGGAGUAAAUAAGUCAAAUCACUAUAAGAAUAAAAACAGCCCAGAAUAUGUUAGGCUUAAAAAAUUAAAGAAUAGAAUUUCAUUAAAUAAUAAAAUUGAAGUUGAUUCCACUCCUUCAGAGGAUGAUGCCCUUAUCGAUGUUUGGAAUGAUUCCAUACAUGAUUCUAAAGAUAAGAGAAAUAAAAUACAGAACAUUAACCAGUUAAUACCGGCAGUUGAACUUCCACAUCCUGGUCAGAGUUACAACCCAAAUCCAGAAGAUUAUAACGCAUUAUUAAAUAAAGCCGUGAAUGUAAUUCAAAUAAACAACGAAGAUGAUUCCACUCAAGGAGUUAAAGAAAUAGAUGAUAUGAUCAAAAAUAGUUUCCCAUCCUUAGACCCAUCAUUAUUGGACCUUAGAAAGAAACAGGGAUUGGUUAACCUGAUCAAAAACAAUGUUUUUGAUUUAGAUGAAGUUAAUAAAGUAUUAAACGAGGAACAUGAAUCAGAAACUGAUGAAGAAAUUGAUGAAGAGAUUAUGUAUAAAAAGUUGCCUGGUAGGAAGACUAAAACACAGAGGAAUAAAAUCAAACUCCUUAAGGAAGAUAAAAGAAGGAAGGCGGUAAUAAAAAAUAUAAAAAAAUUAAAAAACGAUGUGAACCAUAUCAAGACUAUUAACGCAUUUAAACCUUCUAACAAGUCUUCCGAAAUGCUUUCGAGAUUUAAAAACUUUGUAUCUAAGCUCCUAUCUGGAGAAGUUCCCACUAAAAUCUCCAAUAAAGCUUAUUAUUCAGACCCACCUGAGGUUUAUUUGCCCGAAGAGAUGAGUUCUUCAGUUAAAAAUAUCGACAAUCUCAAAAAAAGCCCAAUCAGUCACAUCGUAAAGUCAAUAUACAGGAGAGGACUCUUGCCACCUCCACCAAGGAUAAACGCUAGAUAUAAAAAUUAUUUGAAGAAGUUCAGAUUUUUGAACAGACCAUACAUGUAUAAGCCAGCUUUGAAAAUUUAA